GAGGACGCUCUUGCAGCGUUCGCCGCCAACCGGCUAGCCACGCUCUGGGAGUCCACGCUCGGCCUCCUCGAGCGCGGCAAGGCGGAGGACGACGCAGGAGCGGUCUCGGCAGCGACGCUGCUCUACUCCGAGGCCGUCGGCGGGCUCGAGGCCCUCCUCGAGCUCGAGACGUCUCCAACGCGCCUCGAGCUGCUCUCCGCACGCCACGCCGAGUACAGCCAGCGCCUGGCCGAGCUGCAGCGACUCGCGCUGCGGCAGGCAGCCACCUCGCCACCGCCUCCUGCUUCAGCACCGGCGACGGCCUCGCCACCGCCAGCUCGCGCUCCGUCCCCAGCCGCACCGCACGCCUCCAGCUCGCGCUCCGUCCCCAGCUCGGCGGCACAGCCGGCGGCGGGGCACACGAACGCCUCCAACCCGGCGGCGCAGACUUGGGCCGAGGCGAGCGCUGCUCUCCGCAUCGAGUCAGCUGCGGCGAAGCCGUCGGCGGCGCCACUGGCGUCGGCCAAGCUGCACACCGAGCUCGCCGUGCAGGCGGACGAGGCGGACGAGGCGGACGAGGCGCUCGAGCUGUACACGUCUGCGGCGGAGCACCUCCUCUCUGCCCUGAGGCUCGAGGAGGGAGGGCACGCGGCGGCAUCGAUCCGGCUCCGGCUCGGCGCAGUGAUGGACCGCGCCGAGCAGCUCAAGGGCGGAGGACGCGGGCCAGCCCCCGCCGGCCCGGCGCCGGCGUCAGCGCCGGCCGCCGCCAAGCCCGCCGCCAAGCCUGCCGCAAAGCCCGCCGCCAAGGGCGGCCUCUCCGACGAGGAGAAGAAGGUGCUCGCCCGCUCGUCUCGGAUCGGCAAGCUCGUCCACUACCCGUGGCUCGGCGACCAGGCCAGAGAGCGCUUCGCCUUCGGCGCGCCGUGGUGCGACCCGGACGGCCUGCUGCUGCUCAACGGCGAGCAGCGGGCGCACUUUGGGCGGUGGGCGCGCCCGUCCGAGUUCAUGCGCGGCGAGCCAAGGAUGAUCUACCUCGUGUCGCCGCUCACCAUCACGCAGACCAUCAUCACCGACUGCUCCUUCGUCUCGUCCCUCGUGAUCGCCGCGUCCUUCGAGCGCCGCUUCCGCACGCAGCUCGUCACGGCGAUCCUCUACCCGCAGGACCGCGCAGGCGUGCCCAUCUACAACCCGGCGGGCAAGUACAUGGUCCGCCUCAAGUUCAACGGAGUGAGCCGCCGCAUCCUCGUCGACGACAGGCUGCCGCUCGACCGGCACGGGCGGCCGAUGUGCUCGCACUCGUCCCACGCCGAGGAGCUCUGGGUGUCAAUCCUCGAGAAGGCGUACAUGAAGGUCAACGGAGGGUACGACUUCCCCGGCUCGAACUCGGGCAUCGACAUGCACGCCCUCACCGGCUGGGUGCCCGAGCAGCUGCGGACGGACAGCGGCGACUUCAAGCGCGACCGGCUGUGGCAGCGCAUGACGUCGGCGUCGAAGUUCGGCGACUGCCUCAUCACCGUCGCGACCGGGUCGAGGGGGGAGUCGGCCGCCGACGCGCUCGGCCUCGUGCCGACGCACGCGUACGCGGUGCUGCAGGUGCGCGCCGCGUGCGGCGUGCAGCUGCUGCAGCUCAAGAACCCGUGGGCGCGCAAGCGGUGGCGCGGCGCCUUCUCAGUCUUCGACCGACAGCGGUGGACGCCGGAGCUGCGCAAGGCGUUCGGCUUCGACCAGCAGGCGUCGCUGCAGCAGGACAACGGCAUCUUUUGGAUCGACUACGACUCGCUGCUCCGCCACUUCGAGGGCGUCUUCCUCAACUGGAACCCGCAGCUCUUCAAGCACCACACCGUGACGCACGGGCAGUGGCCGCCCCGCGCCGCCUUCCGCGACGACGCCGUCGACCUCGGCACCAACCCGCAGUACCAGCUCACAGUCAACGUGCCGCCCGCCGGCGCGGCGACGGCGGUCUGGGUCCUCCUCACCCGCCACUCCUCGCGGCCGUACAACCUCGCCAUGGCGGAGGGGCGGGACGCCUCUCGCGACGCCUUUCUGACCGUGCACGUCUUCCGCGGCGGCGCACGCGCCCACUACCUCGAGCGCUGCUGGAUGCAGGGAGUGUACUCCAACCGGCCGCACACGCUCGUCAAGUUCGACUUGCCCGCCGCGUCCGCGCCGCAGCAGCUCACCCUCGCCCUCGCCCAGUACAAGCCGACCGACUCGCAGGCCGGCCGCUCGCCGCGAGCGCCCUUCACCCUCCGCCCGAUCGCACCGCCCGAGCCGACCGCGUCGCGCCUCACCGGCGCGUGGAGCGGCCGCACCGCCGGCGGCUCCUCGAACCACGACUCGUACGUCGACAACCCCCGCUUCCUGCUCGAGCUCCCCUUCGCCGCCAGCCCGGUCCUCGAGCUCGCCGCCGUCGGGCUGCGCGGCGGAGGCGCAGACUUGGCUGACCCGGCCGCAGCUCGGACGCGCGACGCGCGCAAGUGGCCGCUCCGCUCGGGCGACUACCGACCUGGCGGCUGUCGGCUGGCGGCGGCCUCCCUCCCUGCGGGCCGCUGGCUCGUCGUGCCGUCCACCUUCACGCCGGGCACCGAGUGCGGCUUCGAGCUGCGCGCCUCGGCGGGCCGGCUGGCGGCGCUGCCCCACGAGGCGCACGGGCUGCAGCGGCAGGCGGUCCAGGGGGCGUGGGACCGGCAGAGCGCCGCCGGCUCUCCGAACCACGGCGCCUUUUGGAAGAACCCGCAGCUGCAGCUCGUCCUCUCGCGCCCCGCCGAGCUGCUGCUGCGCCUGCGCGCGCCCGGCACGAGAGAGGGCCGCUCGGCGGCGCCGCCCUCCCUGUGCGUCGCUCUCUUUGACGGCGGCGAGCAGCGGACAGAGGCCACGGGCCGCGGCCUCUCCCGCGCGCGCGCCGUGUCCGAGGGGGGGCUGUACGCCUACCCAGCGGGGGGCGCGUGCUUGCCGCGCACGCCACUCCCGGCGGGCAUGUAUGCGGUGCUGCUCUCGACGUUUGACCCGUACGUGGGGCCGUGGGAGCUUGUUAUGUACGCCACCGAGGGGACGCUGAGGUCGCUCGAGGGGCUCUACUGGCUGGCGGUGCUCAAGGGGAAGGCGUACACGCUGGCCGAGGACACGGUCGUCAACACUGACACCAUCCCCGCGGGCUAUCUCGUGGUCAAGGCGCAUUGGCUCAGGCUCGAGCAACGCGAGUGCGAGGGCAAGCUUCGCUCCUACACGCUGCUCGAGGCCGAGACGCUCAUCAUCGUGAAUCACAUGGUGCGGCUGGCGGGCUUGCGCUUCUCGCCCGGCCCGGGCGGCCCUGCGGACCGCCAGCUGAGGAGCGCGCGCGAGAAGCUCUUUUAUAUUGGCCUAUAG
Molecule: messenger RNA, 3345 nt
Organism: Emiliania huxleyi CCMP1516
Lineage: Eukaryota; Haptophyta; Isochrysidales; Noelaerhabdaceae
Exons: 12
Coding region: 664-3345 (893 amino acids)
Biological process (GO): proteolysis
Molecular function (GO): calcium-dependent cysteine-type endopeptidase activity
Source: RefSeq, a predicted model, not a curated record